AUGGUCUUCGGUGGAAAACCAAGUACUGGAUGUCACUUGUGUCGCAAGCGGAAGAUCAAGUGCGAUGAAGGUCGACCCGAGUGUAAAAAUUGUGCUAUACAUGGCAAACCAUGUCCUGGGUAUCGAGUUGAAUCAGUCUUUCGAAAUGAGACCAAAAAGGUCGAACGCCAGGUCAAAACUCAAUGGGCCGUGCAGCCCCAAGCCAUGGACCGAUAUUAUCCUUUAACACUGCAUUCCAUUGCGGAUUCUACAUGGGAAGAACGUGCACUUUGUUUUUUUUUCGAUCAGUAUACGAUCGACCCAGGUGUAGAGGAGGGUAUGGGCAACUUUGAAUAUUUGCCCAGAAUGUAUGUACAUGUCGGCAAUAUCAAGGAACCACCGGCCUCGGGUCUUAUAUCGGCGGUCAAUGCCACGGCGCUCAUGACUUUCGCUAAUGCCGUACAUGCACCUUCGCUGAUGGUCCAGGCACGUAAGAGCUACGGGAAAGCUUUACGGUCCCUUCAGUUGGCAGUAUCCUCGCCUACCCAGGCAGCCCAGGACGAGACGUUCGCUUCGGUUAUUUUAUUAUCUCUUUACGAGGAUAUUACAAGCGAUCGCAAUAAUUUACUGAGCUCUCAUACGGCUGGCUUUGACUUCCUGAUGAAGGUCCGAGGCGAAAAUCAAUUAGAUGACCAGCAGGGCCGAGCUAUGUUCAGCUUCGCCUACAUACAAACCUAUGUUGAAAUUCUUAUGCUAGGAGAUAAGCCUCGACAUGAUAUUGAUUGGAUUCAAGGGUUAUUGGACAAGAACAAUCCCGUUGAAUCUUUAAUGAUCGCUACAUGCAGUGUUAGCCAACUCUUUAGAGAUAUGCAGUCUGCAACCAGCCCGCCCCAUGAAAAGACCAUCAGGUCCUGGAUUGCUACAAGUCAUGAGUGCGAUUUUGAGCUCUUACAAUGGCCACUACACAUACAUGAAAACUGGUUGCCUUUAAAUGUGUAUUCUGAUAACGGCGAAUUCCUCAUCACAUAUAAAUGUAUCGCGAAGGCCAUAGUCUGGAACUACUACCGCGCCGUCCGCAUCAUGGUUCAGCAUGUUCUGCUCGAUCUGGGCCGAUCCCUCACAUCCAUCAUUCAAAAGAGUGGAAGGCCCUCAGACCCAUGUGUGGCAAAGAUUGAGGAGUCAGAUCCCAAUGCCAUCAUCCAAGAAUUGACCACAGAUGUUUGCCAAACUCUUCCAUUUGCCCUUGCCGAUGUUGACAUCCUUGGUCGCCCUACCAAGCCUGGAGUCGGCAGAUCUAUUCGUUCUGGUCAAGGGUACGGGCUGCUCUGGCCCCUUUGGUAUAUUCUAUCCAACGGCAUGCCGACACCAGAGCAAAUAGCGCAAAUCCAAUCUACCCUUUAUAGAAUUGGAUCCACGCUCGGUAUUAAUCUGGCACUGACUUUGGCGCGCGAGACUGAGCCCUUGUCUUCCAAUCACAAAUCCAAAUCCAGAGAUGUUUGA
Messenger RNA from Penicillium taxi, 1479 nucleotides. RefSeq names its product putative C6 transcription factor. Gene Ontology annotation, biological process: regulation of DNA-templated transcription. The coding region runs from base 1 to 1479 and encodes 492 amino acids. Lineage: Eukaryota; Fungi; Ascomycota; Eurotiomycetes; Eurotiales; Aspergillaceae. The transcript has 3 exons. The record is from RefSeq and is a predicted model, not a curated record. Gene Ontology annotation, molecular function: DNA-binding transcription factor activity, RNA polymerase II-specific; zinc ion binding.